Trichobilharzia regenti is the source of this 387-nucleotide messenger RNA. The record is from the annotation of a GenBank genome assembly. Lineage: Eukaryota; Metazoa; Platyhelminthes; Trematoda; Strigeidida; Schistosomatidae.
AUGCGUUUUGCUGAAAUAAGUGAGGCAUAUUCUAUUCUCGGGAAGGUUGAAUCUCGCCGAGAAUUCGACACAGUCCGGAAGAUCAACGCUUUUGGAGUUAGUAGUGAUGCUUUCCGAAUGCAAUACCCCAAACCACCAUCUGAUCUUGAUAAAGUUGGUCUCGAGGCUUAUGAAAAUGAAAUGCGCAGGCGGUGGGCAGAUCGGAUUGCACAAUGGGUAAAGGCACAGGGGCGUUAUGAACUAGAAAGAGGAAUAAAAAUGAAACCUGUUGAAAAUGUUGCCCCAGCUAUUCCGUUAGCGGAGAGAUUCUCUCAAAUGAAUUCUCUUAUAACACUUUGCACUUUUUGUAUUGGUACUGCUGCCAUCAUAUACUCUGUAUACCCAUAA